Molecule: messenger RNA, 1971 nt
Organism: Cladophialophora immunda
Lineage: Eukaryota; Fungi; Ascomycota; Eurotiomycetes; Chaetothyriales; Herpotrichiellaceae
Exons: 1
Coding region: 695-1489 (264 amino acids)
Source: RefSeq, a predicted model, not a curated record
GCUAGCCAUCGACCUUUUUUCAAAGGCACUUCUCACAUCGCCCACGUGCGCCUCCAUAUCUCCCAUCGUCAACUCUCUACUUGUAGACGUUAGCAGCUUGCUUCAGCCUCUUUAUCAGCGUCCUCCAAGGCUACAGUUACAGCGCAUCAGCCCCGAGUACCGAGUACAAGAACUCCGUACUCAUCCUCCAUCCUCAGUGCGUUGUAUCGAUUGGUCCUCGCAUCGCCCUCGUCCGGACCCAGUUCCCACCAAAAUCAUUCGAUUACUACUUGCACUCGUCCUGCAUCGCAUCACGGAAUACUCGCAUAUCCCGCGCUCGCCCGCGUCUGAUCUGACAGGGUUCCCACGCUGAGAAGAGGAGGAAGAGAAGGAAACCCACUCGUCACCGAACCUGUGGGCUGAGCGCUGGGUGGCUCGGUGGCCAUCAUCCAAGCCACGAUUUUCCCUUGCCUGCGGCACUAGUGGCAGGAAAACUCUCUUAACUGGGACGCUGUCGCUGGCACCUCCGAAGCUUCCUCACUCAGCGUUCCCUGCAGGCCUCCAGAAGCACUCUCUUUACCAGCCUUUUUAUUUCUCCUGCCAUCUUCCACUCGUACCACUUCUCAUCGUCACUCACUAUUCACUACUGCAUCUAGAACGAACCUACCUCUCGCUUGGUUCGUCCAUCUGCUUUGUGCCAUUCCCAUUGACAGCCAUGAUCGGCCUGCGCAACGCCUUCGUUUUCAGCACGCUGCUGCUGGGCGCCCUCAGUUCGCCUGCCCACGUUCCAGAAGAUGACAAUGCAUUGAUCAACUGGGACGCGUUCCAAUCUUUACUCGACACCGUCGAUCCUGCUGCCCUGCAUUCCGUCCUCCAUGCGCUCUCCCCGAAAUUCCAAGACGGGGUCUUCAGCAAGGACCGUGCAGCCAUUGAGCACGUCCACUCCGAGAAUCCCGUCAUUGCGAGCAAGCUGGUCCACCUAGCAAAGAAGAGACAGUCGAGCAACUCGACAACCACGGCAUCGACAACGCCCUCCACCCCUGCGCAGAGCAGUGCUGCCUCGGAAUCAAGCUCCCGUGCCGCCAGUGUCUCUUCCAUCCUCUCAUCCGCCAUCUUCGCAUCAACUGUACCAGGUGCCACGACUGUGACGGUGCCACCGACGGCCCCGGCCUCUGCCACUGCAGUCGAGACUUCAGACGGUGCUGUCGUGUUCAGCACAUUCGGAGGCGGCCUGGUAACCCUCACAUCCUCGGCGUUGAGUGUCCACUUUACUCCCAGCACCUCCACCCAGCUCUACUACGCGACCGCCGCCGACGGGUCUGUUUCGACGUCGACGUCAGUGGUGGUGGUCAAUGCACCGGUGACAGACAGCGGUGAUGCCACUGCCGCCGCCGGUGCUGCAACCACCACCGGAAGCCCCGGUUUGCAGAAUGGUGGUUCUUCGAUAAGAAUGGGUGGUCUCGCCUCUAUAUUUGCUGGCCUGGGAGGAUUGCUCUUCCUCGCACUAUAGGCAGUGUUGGGGUGGUCACUGGCUUAAAAGCAAGUUCCGCCAAUGGGUUUCCUGGCGGCUGAUGUGAUAUUUUUUGUGGGAUUUUCAGCGCACAUAACGACGAUACGGCACCGGCAUUUCUCUCCUUUGAUCAGCAAUCUGCAACGGGCAUAGCCUCGGGCGUUCAAGCACUUCCUCUUGGAAGUGGACUUUUUUUUCAGUAUGGUAGGCAAGGAAAUACACAACGUGUACAUGAAAGGGAUAUUGGUAAACCUGGACGAUAGAAGGACUUGGAUGAAGCUGAAGGACUGUGGAGGCUGCAACGGGGAGAUUAAGUGCGGCACUGAGAUAGUGUCCAGAUGUAAAGGACAUUAAUCAAAUUGUAUCCUGUCACCGAGACAUUGGCUUUGAGUUGUCGACAUUGUCCAACUUGAAAUCCUUCGCAUCUUUUCUUACGAUAGUCUCAAUGAAUCUCACCACGCUGACGCUCACGUGAUUUCUCC